GCCCCAGGACGGAGCGGGACACUCCGGAGGGAUCAGGACCCUCCUCAAGUGCUGAGGGCGUUGGGGUCACCUGGAGCGCCGAGGGCAGCGAGACCCUCUGAGGGAAGCGGGGACCCCUGGGGGAUCGGGGCCCGCUGAGGAGCCGAGGGGAGCGGGACACCUGAGGGGAAAAUGACUCCCGAAAUGCUGAGGGAAUCGGGGGCCCUUGAGGGCAGCGGGGUCCCCCUGAAGUGCUGAUGAGGUCGGGUCCCCAGAGGAGCCUGGGGAGGAGCUGGCAGCCCCUGAGGAGGGAGCAGUGUCGGGGAGGCCGGGCUAUCCCACAGCAGCCCCUGCUCAUUGAACUGCCCCGGCACAGCUGAGCCCGGCCCGCAGCUGCGGGUGCCGUGCCCGGGGCCAGGGAAAUGCCAUUAAAUCCUUGUGGUUUCACCUGAAGAUCCUUUAGGGGUAGAUAGAGAACGUUCAGGUCAAGGUUCCAUAAUAAUGUGGGGUUUUCUUACCUAUACCUGACGCUGACAACAAAUUGUUUGUGGAGCUGAGGAUAGUACAAAAAAAAAAAAAAAAAGAACUUGCAGCUGUAGGCUGAGCAAUAAUUAAAGUGCUCAGGCAGGUUCUAGUCUUCAUGCAGCAAAAUGAAACCUUUUUAUUCGGGUUGAAGUGUAGCAUGAGCUGUCCUUAUUUUAAAAAAAAGUGCACUUCAAAGAACUUAAAAUGUGAAUUUCUAAAGUGUAGAGAACUAAGAACUUAUGGAAAGGUUAACUUUGCCCAGUUUUUAAUGUCUGUUGGUAUGUUUUCACCAUAAUUAAAGACAAUUCGCUCAAGUGACUGUUGCUUUUUUAAUAAAAUUAUAGAAUGUAGCAUUUAGAAUGUUGAGCAACAUAGUUAUAAAGUGGUUUGUUCACAGGCAGACUAAAAAAAACUGGAAAAAAAUUACUGAUUGGUACAUUACAUAGUACUAUGAUUCUAUAGCUUUUCUAAUAUUGCUGUUAGAGUGACACUUCUGGAUUUGCCUUUGUGUGUGUGGGUGUUCACACCUGCCAACUUUCUGUGCAUUCUCUGAAUCUUUCAUGCUAAGAACUGAACGCUGGUCUUGAGGAAACUGAAAGUGUCUGGGUUUUGUUGCAGGUGCUGCGGGUGUAAAGGAUGAGGCUGAACGAGAGCCGGACGAGGCCCUUCCAGGCUCCUGCCACUGUGCACACCUUCCCGGGCAGGCAGCUGUUCGUGUUCCCCAAUGGCCGCUCCGACUCUGACGAGUCCUCGGAGGAGGAGCUCAACGUGAUGGAAUUGCGGCCCCGGGGCAAGGAGCAGCCGCGGAGCAGCAGCCGGGACAGGCUGGGGGAUGUGGUGCUUCUGGAGAGGGAGCUCACCCAGGAGGACAGCCUCAACAAGCUGGCCCUGCAGUACGGAUGUAAGGUUGCAGAUAUCAAACGUGUCAACAACUUCAUCCGGGAGCAGGACCUGUACGCGCUGAAGUCCAUCAAGAUCCCGGUGCGGCCGCACGGGCUGCUCACCGAGAGCGCCGGGGCGCUGCGGCCGCAGCCGGCGGGGCCCGCCCAGCCCGGCCUGACGCGCCUGGAGCCGCCCGAGCCUGAGCCCGAGCCCAUUUGCGGCGGCUCUGCUGGCAGCCGCCGCCUCAGCGAGUACUUCAGGGGCAUUGACCAGAGCAUCCAGGACGCCGUGCAGGUGGAGGUGCAGCUGAGCGCCGAGUACGGCGGGGAGGGGCUGGACAGGCCCGUGCCCGAGGCGGGGAAGCGGGACGCUGGUAACGGUGCAGACUGCGGAAUCCAGUGGUGGAACGCCGUGUUCAUUAUGCUCCUGAUAGGAAUUGUCCUGCCAGUGUUUUAUAUCAUCUAUUUCAAAACACAAGGCCUGGUGGCCCACACCUUUAACAUAACAACCCCAAAUGUUUCAACAGCUGCGUUGGAAGGGAAAUUAACACAAGGCUCAGGCGUAGGAAAAAAAACCUAAGGGGAAAGGGCAGCCCACUCCAGCCUGUCCAGCAGUGAUGCCCGUAUGCUCGUGACUGACUCAAGUGCAUCCAAGGGGAUACAACAAUACAGAUUGUUUUUAUUUUUAUAAGUAGCUGGUGAUGUAAUCCUGAAAUUGACUGAAAAUAAGGUGAUGUGAUUUUGACAGAAAAAUAAGGAUUCUGUGUUGCUUACAGAGAUCAUCACCCAGGUGGCUUCAGAGUUGGGAACUCUGUUGAGGGAAAGUAUUUUGUAGCAAUUUACUCAUUGUGGUUGCUUCAGGUAUUUCUUAAUGCCAUGUCUAGAAGCAAAUUCUUUGCUGCUGAGCUGGAGAGUGCAGUAUUAAUGUGGCUGGGAAUUUGUGUGCAUUUUAAGGGAACACUUUUUGCUGGGUUAGAAGCAGGUGAUGCUGUUUGUCAGAAGCAUCAUUUUUGUCUCUUGCAGACCAUGGUGGUUUUGGCCUGCUUGACACUAAUGAUGCCUUCUGGGGCUCUAAGCUGGGUGUGCCAGGGCACGAGGAUGCUGCCAGCACCCCACGUUGUCACCCCCCCACCUUCCCCCAGCAAAUCUUUGAGCUGUGUUCACCUUUGGGAAGGGUGAGCCCAGACCUCUUCCCGUGAAAUCCUUCAGAGAUGGUUCCUGAGAGCAGCUGUCCCAGGGUACUGCUAAGCCCUGCACGGCCCCAGAUGGGUAGGGGCUGUUGGGAGAGGACAGGAGAGCAUGAGAGGAGUCACAGGCACUUCUCAAGGGCUCAUUUGCUGGCAAGAGAUCUAGUCAGUAUUACUUGCUAAAAAUCUAAUAAUAGUCUAUAGUGGUGCUUCUCAGAUGCCCGGGCUCAGUCUGAGUGAGGGUGAAGUGCUGAGCUGGGUACAGGUUGCAAGGUCCAGGACAGAAGUCCAAGAAGAAAGAAGGGUGAAGCCUUCCUAGGAGAGGACUGUGACUGUGCUGAUUGUGACAGGUUUCUGUGACCUAAUCAUGUGCAUUGAAAAGCUCCACAGGGCAGUGGAGGUGUCAGCCCAAGGGCCACUCAGCAAACACUACCUACUGCAAGGGAGCAGCAAAGGAGGCCUUGGGAGCUUCCUAAAGAGACAAAUUUGCCUCAGAAAUUUUUCCAGGCCUGUGAGCGAGGUAAAGGCUUUCCUGGAACAGAACACUAAGGGAUUUUGUGUGGGCAGGUGGGAUUGGUGCUGAGGGUGAGGGCAGAGCUGGUGGGCACAGGAACAGGACCACUGGGCUUUUCCAGCUUCUCCUGGCAGUCCAAGGCUGGCUGGGCAGACGGGCUGGAGAGGGACUGUGCUGCAGACAUCUGAUGUAUAAGUGUGGCCUCAAGGACUGCCUCUGCCUGGCCAGAGAGGACUGAAGCUUCUCCCGCAAGGUGAGGACCCCACACUACAAAAUACAACUCUGUGCUGUUACAUUGAGAACCUCUGUUUCCUGCAGCUCUCAAAAGUGGGAACCUAAUUUUGUAAGCAAGCACUCCAAAGUAUCUUAUACUGAACAAAAACUUGUAUUUUUCUUCUGUGAAGAGCUGUAUCUCUUUGUUCUGGGGAGGGGGCAGGAAGGGCUUCUUACAUUUUUAAAUAAAGCCACAUGAAAUACAAGCACAAGGGGCACAGCUUGUGCUUUAUUUGCUGCCACACAGCUGAGCACCUGCCUUAGAAAGAGGGGCCCCUUGCAGCCUCACCUCAGCCCUGCAGUGAGCAGGAGUGGGAGCAGCAGGAGGAAUGGCACAGGCCUUGGGCUCUCCACUCUGCCUGGACUCUGCUUCAUCUGCCAGUUUCUUCAAGUGUUUUGUAAGAUUCUUAGCAGGCAUCAGCAGGGCAGCAACAAGUGUGUGUGUUCCUGCUGAUGGAAAUGCUUGUGGCUGCAGUUAAAAACAAGCACCACACCUGGGCUGACACCUGGAGGGGCAAGGACGCGCCCGAUGGGACCAGUGCUCUGCAAACACGAGAGAGGCCGGAGUACACAGUAAAAGCCAGUAUCUUUACUUUAGUGAAUGCAGGAUACAAAUAUUUUACAACAACCUCUAGCAUUUUCUUAACCAUUUGAUAAAAAGUUCACUAGAAUAUUUAUUGUAUAUUGAAGAAAAAACAACACAUUCAGGGAAAAAAAUUGAGAUUAACUUAUUUUUUUCUUAAAAGAUUCGUCUCAAGGAUGGCAACAAAGUCCAGCUUGUGCCGCCAAACGGCUUAUCAGCAUUAAACCGUGAACAGCUUCUUGUGAACUGUUGACUACAAACAUUUACCAAAUACAUAAAUCUCUUUUAAAAAAGCCAUUUUAAAUAUAGCAAAGCAGUGUUCUCUUGCACAGCAAAGUGAAGAAAGGUUCUACUAAGAUUUAAAUGUUUACAUUGGUUAAGUCUUUCUUUCACAUUCGGAUUUAACUUCUGCCCAGGAUCAAUUGUUAGGAGUUGUUUUGUUCCUUAUUUACUAUGUAUUUCUUGUGCGCACAGUAACUCGCAAGUUUCUGAUGCAUUAGUGUCCUUGGAGGGAAGGCAAGGCUAAAGCAGUUCUCUCUGACGAGUCCCUGACAACGUGGCGUUCUCAAAACUAUCGUGAGAGCUCGAGGAUGGAGGUGAUUUGUCACAACAGAGAUAAAAAUCUUAAAUCAUUCAGACCUGACUGGGUUCAGCCCAGGAUUGGAUCCACUUGCACUUCAGUCAGCAGAGAUAAUUUUAAAAAGCUUUUUUUUUUAAACCUGUUGAAAUAUCUGUGCUAUGUCAUCUUUUUUUUUUUUAUAAAACAUUUUUACAAUUUCUAAAAAAGUAUGUUUCAAAGUGAGUUACUUGUUAUUAAAAACCAGGAUUCCCCAUGUCCUCGGUGGCAGGAGGUGCUCCCCCAGACCGGAGGGCUGUGGAAGGACGUUUCUGAAGGGCUGGGGCAGCACAGGGCUGCUCCCCAGCCCAGCUCUUUAGAACUGAUUCAUUAUUUUUUUUAAUUCAUUGGUGCAAUUUCAAUAUAAACUCUAACCCUUGUGUAGCUUUGUCUUUAAGAAAACAGUAGUUAAAUACUGUUUAAAAACCUGCAUAGAAAUAAAGACUAUUGAGAUACAGUCAGCAAAGCCAUCUGAUAAGGCACACAAGAAAAUAGACAGUAAAUGUGAAUGCAGAACUCCCACUCGGAUGUACAGCAAAGUUCAUACAGGUGCAUAAAUCAUGGAACUCACAUCACUGGUUGGAGCAGCAAAAGGUUCCAGGCAGCAGCAAGUGAAUUGGGUCACUGGGGACACAGCGGCCAUGGGAACCCGUCCCUUCUGCCUCCAGGCUCCUGCCAGCCAGGACGGACCCACGGCCAUGGGCGGCAGUUCCAAGGGCCAGAGGGCACUGGAGCUCCCGCGGGUCUGGACCUUGCCAGGACAACGAGACAGGGCUGGAGGGCACAGCUACCUCAGGGACACCGCCCGUCUCACCCCUUCCUUACUGCAUCAAGGGAUUUUCUGAACUGCAAAAAAAAAAUACAAA
Messenger RNA from Oenanthe melanoleuca, 5424 nucleotides. It is a transcript of the gene LYSMD4, whose product is annotated as LysM domain containing 4. Lineage: Eukaryota; Metazoa; Chordata; Aves; Passeriformes; Muscicapidae. The record is from RefSeq and is a predicted model, not a curated record. The transcript is spliced from 2 exons. Bases 1141 to 1965 code for a protein of 274 amino acids.